AUGACGAGCAACAUCCGAAGGGCAAUGCAUCCCCGAAAUAUAUUCAACACACCUCCAGACUUCACCGAACUGGCAAUUAAGUAUCCUGAUUUUCGACGCGUCUGCAAGUUGGAAUUGUGCGGAAAAGUGCACAUCGAUUACAAAAAUGAGCAGGCAUUAAGAGCACUCACAAAAACUCUGCUGUUAGAGUACUUCAAACUAGAUGUUGAAUUUGCACCGGGAAGCCUUAUACCGACACUUCCACUAAGACUGAACUAUAUUCUAUGGCUGGAGGAUCUAUUAACUGACCGAAGUUGUAAUUCCACCGUUAAAGGAAUAGACAUAGGCUGCGGCUCAUCUUGCAUCUAUUCGCUAUUGGCCGCAAAGAAGAACGGUUGGCCGAUGGUUGCUCUCGAAACGAACAAAUCCAACUUGGAGUAUGCAGCAAGUAAUAUUGAGCGUAAUAAUCUGACCGAGAUGGUUUCCCUAUUUGCUCAGAAACAAAGUAACCAAAUCUUUGAGGAAUUUUUCCAAACAACACAUGAUAAAUACGGAGAAUCCAUGGAUAGUCCAUAUGAUUUUUGCCUAUGCAAUCCUCCUUUUUUCGAUUCGCAACAAACGGAGACCUGCAAUACCCGCAAUCCCAAAAAGAGACCUCCGCCUCACAAUUGCCCGACAGGUUACAAGGAAGAGCUUUCUUGUUUGGGGGGUGAAGUAAAGUUUGUUGAAAAAAUUAUCGAUGAAAGCAUUAGGUACAAAACCAAUAUCAGGAUUUUUACUUCAAUGUUGGGCCUUAAAUCGAGUCUAAAUCAGAUAACAGGUUCCUUAUCAUCGCGGAACAUGUCAAAUUGGUGUACCACAAAAUUUCACCAAGGCAAUACAACGAGAUGGGGAAUAGCCUGGACAUUUUGCACAGACAUUGAUCUAAAGUAG
This is a messenger RNA of Musca vetustissima, 912 nucleotides long. RefSeq names its product U6 small nuclear RNA (adenine-(43)-N(6))-methyltransferase. Gene Ontology annotation, biological process: rRNA base methylation. The transcript is spliced from 4 exons. The record is from RefSeq and is a predicted model, not a curated record. Gene Ontology annotation, cellular component: nucleus. Gene Ontology annotation, molecular function: 23S rRNA (adenine(1618)-N(6))-methyltransferase activity; nucleic acid binding. Bases 1 to 912 code for a protein of 303 amino acids. NCBI's taxonomy places the organism in Eukaryota, Metazoa, Arthropoda, Insecta, Diptera, Muscidae.